CACACACACACACACACACCAAUGGUAGCAGAGCUGAAAUGCAAGGCGCUAACCGGACCGCCAACCCUACAAUUAGUGGACAACCCGCUCUACCACCUGAUCCACAGCCGCUCCUAUAUAUGGAUACAGACUCAAUCAGCGCCUUCAGGCGUCAGGAUUCUUUAGUGAAUCUGUCUUUGUUUGGGGGGUUUUUUUUUGUGUUGACCGAGAUAAAGGAAAUGAAUAAUUUAUAGUCAAACAAAGCACGCACAAAGAACUCUUUCCUGCUAAUCCAGAUAAAAAUAAUUUCCUGUUAACUCCAGAUAAUCAUAUGCUGUGCGGAGACCUGCUGAUAGUAGCCCUACAUAACGAGAGCGAUGCAGCGGCGCUUUAGUGCUUCAGCCAGUCCAGCUCUAGUCAUCUUUUAGAUCUAGCCGAGUCGUGUCUCAGCUACCAAUGUCUUCCACUGCUUCUACGCCGGAUUCUUCAUUGACGUGAUGUCGAACGUCACCGGAAAGUAAAAAUGGAAUGAGGAAAACAUUCAAACGCUUUUGUUUUUAGGAGCUAAAACCGAAACUGGAACGUUUAUUUCCCUUAUGGUUGAGAUUGCUGUCAUUUUCCUCUACUUUUCUAACACCAGAAUCACCAAACUCAUCAGGAACAUUCCGAUAUAAACGCAUUUAAUGUGUUUCAGGGUGGAGUUUUCCUUUAAACACAGAUUCAUGACGUCUUCCUUGGUGAAAGCACCGUGACACUAAAUGACCUCAACAUUAUUAUUAUUAUUACAAUUAUGACUGUCCCAUCAAAUUAUUCCUCGCAAGCUCUGAAGAUGAAGUGACCCAACGGUUCGAGUGUAAUGUGGUUCAACAGAAUCGUGAUACUAGGUGUGUGAAGUUUGUCAUUUUUAUACUCCUAGGAUAACACAAAAAUAUGCAGGACAACAGACCAGAAUUGAGAAAUGGAGACAGUAUGGAUCCAAAUAAAAUACUGUACUUAAAAAAAAAAAAAAUUAAAUAAACAUGUUUACCUUCGAGUCGCUGGGUGGCGCUGUGACUCCCGCUGACUGAGGCGCAGGCAGCAGAAGAAAUGGUUUCAGUGGUGGAAGUGCUGUGUCUCCUCCUGGUCGCUGCGUUAUGGGGAGCCACCAACCCCUUCCUCAGGAAAGGAACCGAGGGCAUCGAGCACGUUAGGAAAGGAGACAAGAUCUCCCAGUUCCUGGCUGAAAUCAAGUUCCUGUUCCUCAACAUCAAGUAUCUGGUGCCGUUUCUGCUGAACCAGAGCGGCUCGGUGGUCUUCUACCUCACCCUCGCUGCGACAGAUUUGUCUCUGGCCGUGCCGACGGUCAACUCGCUGAGCCUGGUGUUCACGAUGGUCACCGGGAAACUGCUCGGGGAGGAAUUUGGAGGAAAAAGUGCGGUGUUGGGGAUGGUGCUCACUACAGCUGGCGUGACGCUGUGUGUGUUGAGCUCCGUCUCAGAGGCCGACAGUGCAGGAGUCCACACCACACCAUGAAUCUGGACCAGGACGAUCUUUGUCAUGGCGAACAUCGGUCUUCGCCGAGUACGUCCUCGUCCUGCGGUUCCGCCUCCCCGUUCGGAGAAGAGCGCCGUCUCCUUAACGAGGUCUCUCCAUCACGCGGCCCGUACCCCUUCCCGUUGUGCUCGCUGUCGCUAGGAGACGGACUGGAGUGUGCGGACGAGGUCAUGCGCUCAUCAGGUGCUCCUGUCUGAGUGAGCGAGAGGACGAGGCAUCAGCGAGGCUAAUUAGAGCAGAAGAUUGUGCUCGGUAAUGAAUGUCUCACUCACACACACAAACACACUCACACACACCUGAUGCAUGUGAUUUCUCUGUUCUGCUUGGCUCUGGUCGAGUUCCUCGUCCUGAACGACUUCAGCAACUCUCUGGAAAAUAAGACAAUAAGAUGAUCUGCUGUUAGAAAUGGGUGUAUUUGUAACUGCCAUAGUUAAACCUAAUUUUUUUUUAUUUUAGAAAUUCAGUACCAUUUAUUUCCCUCCAUGUUUUAGGUAUAAAACGAUGCCAUGGCUCAUACAGUGAGGACUACCAUGAGCUGUUUUUAAUCUAUAAUCAUUUAUCAUUUCUGUAGUUCCUCUAGUAAGACUUGCUCAUUCCUCACAAAUACAAGUCAGAAUUUUGUAGUCUUUAACUUGUUCUGCUGAAUGAAAGCGGUACAAACGAUAAUCCUGUUAAAACUGGUCCUCGUAAGUGACGACAGCUGAUUCAGCACCAUGGACAGUAGCCGGCGUCCCCCAUGUAAGUAAGAGCGAGCAGGUACUAAAUUUGCACGUGUUCGUUUAGUCUAAUUGAAGGCUUAAUAAAGCUGCCGUUUUUCUAAAUUCAGUCUUUCGGCGUGGUGUGAGCGGAGACAGAACGGAGUUGACGGGAGGAGAUGAUGGAUGUCGGUCGAGAGUGAGUGAAGACGAGGAGUGACCACCUGAUCUACAGGAAGCUCCACGGCCGUGCUCUCGUCCUCAGCCACCUCCUCAGCUCCUCGCACCUCCUCUCUCUUCUUCUCUACGCUCUUAAACACGCUCGCUUGGCCUGCAGUACACACACACACACACACAAGAUUCUUAUUUCUUUUAAAAUCCCGCAGCACAUACGCAGCUCUGUUUUGCGUUAAGACCCGUCAUUAUGAAUUCGUUUCCUUUGGGAUUUAUUUCUCUCCUGCGCUCGUGCUGUUCCUGAAUCAGUUCUACAGAAUAAGGCAUGGCUUCUGGGUCUGGUAGUUCCUAUGAAGGAGGCGUGGCCUCUAUACUCAUCAGUCCCAGUGAAAGAGGCGUGGCCUCUAUACACAUCAAUCACAACAAAGGGUACGUUUUGUUUUUCGGAUUAAAAUAAAACCGUUCUCUAGAUAUAAAAAAAAUCGCUUAUGCUGUGAUUUUAUGAACACAAUCUGAAUAUUUACAUAUUAAGAUCAAUAUUUAAACGUGUACAGUACAGCUUCCUGAACCUUCUCUCCAUGCCGUUACCUGCGUUUCUGGCCACGGCUCUGCGUGCGAGUCUGUGUUUGCGCGCUCGUUCGGGUUUGGCGUAGAACAUGGAGCCCUCCUCUCCCUCUCUCCUCCUCUGCAGCGGCUGAGACAGAUUCGCUCCGUCCGGCUCGGCCUCGUCUCCCGUGGACUUCACGCGCCUGCCGUCCCUCUGAGACACACAGCCAUCGGCCAAUCACUGGUCACUGAACACUAAACGGUCACUGUGCAACCGAUCGGACUUUUAAAUAAGUACAACAGGGCGCAAAAAAAAAAAAUGCUAGAUUCGGCUUACCUCGGGUGAGUGAAGGAGGGCGGAGUCACUGUUGCUGUCUUGAGGAAACUUCCUGUUCUGUGAGACAUGGUGAGAAUAAACAGGAUUAGCACGACGUCACUCAGCGCAGCUACAAAUGUGAUCCCGAGAAGGUGCUGCUUUACCUCGGACCUCCUGUGCAGGCCACGGUCUGCAACGUAAUGUCUAAAGAACGGACAAAGCAAAUAAAAAUCUGUCAGCCGUUUUAUACAUCACCACCGCCAUCUUCUUCAUCCUCCUCGUCCUCACCUGUCUGCACUGGCUCCCUGCGCUUUGUUCAGCAGCAGCUCCACGUACGGGAGUUUCUUGAAGCGCUCGGCACCCACGGCUACGAAACACUGUCCGCUCUCCAGCUCCUCCGCCGAGGUCACCGUCACGCCGUCCAGAGUGCACAGCCUGAGAGGUCAAAGGUCACACGAAAGCUUAACAUUAAACAAACAAAAAAAGAAACAACACCCGUCGACUGGAGUCUGCGGGCGGCGCACGCGCAGGUGUGUGUUUACCUGCGAACGGCGCCGGUGCGCAGCAUGGCCUUCUCCGAGACCAGCCUGAGAAUCUGCUCCAGGUUUUUCAGAACGCUCCGAGGAAUGAUGAAGCGCAUGGCAGGACUGAGGACGUCUCCGUUCCUGAACACGCUGCACAGAGACGGGGUGUGGGUCAGCAUGCGGGUGUGCCGGGAGGAGAGGACGUAAUAUAAGCAAAUUAUAAUAGAAUUAUAAUCAUUCCAUUUUGCACUAUAUAACUGUACUACAUUUCUGGAUGCUAGAAAAAUCUUUUGUAAAAUUCAGUAGCAAUAAACAUAAUAUUAUUCUUAGUAUUAUUUAUUUAUAUAUUUCUAUUGAGCGUUUCCGUCAGUCUCGAAAAUUAUUAAGUAAAUUAUUUAUUAAUGAAUAAUAACCACAUAAUAACUAACCCUUAAAUGCCUCAAUACGUUGCAAAAAUGACCGACACCCCGCAGGAAUAAAAGCAUGCCCGAGUCUGAACCAGGAGGUUCAGACUUGGGCAGCGAUGGAGCGUUCUACAAGACGAUGAACCGAAACUUGCUUCCAAAUGGCAGAAACCGAUGAAGGAUGAAUGAAGAGAGACGUUCACACACAUAAGAAUGACACCUUGUUAGAUAUUACAGAAAGAGCUUUUAAUGAAGGGUGCCAAUAAUUCUGGAGGGCACUGUAUAUGAAAAUAACGUAUAGGAUAAAAGGCUCAGGAGGCCCCUUUUACACUCUGUACAUCCAUGCUGUGUGUGUGUGUGUG
Ictalurus punctatus (channel catfish) is the source of this 4533-nucleotide messenger RNA. RefSeq names its product transmembrane protein 234 (gene tmem234). The record is from RefSeq and is a predicted model, not a curated record. Bases 1066 to 1491 code for a protein of 141 amino acids. The transcript has 6 exons. NCBI's taxonomy places the organism in Eukaryota, Metazoa, Chordata, Actinopteri, Siluriformes, Ictaluridae.